UGCACUGAAUGUGGUAAACAGACUAAGAGCAUGAAGAGACACAUGGAGCUUCAUCAACAAAAUAGAAUGCAGAUUCCUUGCCCAAUUUGUGGAAAAGUUGUACUCAAGACUGGUAUGAGCUCUCACAUGAGAACAGUUCAUUCUGGACGUAAACCAUACAAGUGCCCUCAUUGCGACUAUUCAUCAGCCUUUAGAGGAAAUCUGAAUACCCAUAUCAAAGGAAUGCAUCUCCAUACGAGACAGUAUUUAUGCAGUGUCUGUAAAGCUGCUUUCAAGACUCUUGGAGCUUUGAUUGGACAUACCAAGAGAGUUCAUGAAGGAUGGAAAUCCCCCAAUCAGAAGAUCUUUAUUUGUUCAGUUUGUGAGAAGAGAUUUACCAAGAAGUACCAUGUGGAUAGACACAUGCUGAUUCAUACUGGAGAGAAACCUCAUAAAUGUACUGACUGUGGACGAUGCUUUAAUAACAAAUCUAACCUAAUGUCCCACAUUCAACUGGUACACAAGAAACUAUCGCCAUACAUGUGUGACAUGUGUCACGAAACCUUCAAAAGAAAGAAACUUCUUCUGGAGCAU
Lottia gigantea (owl limpet) is the source of this 573-nucleotide messenger RNA. RefSeq lists its product as hypothetical. Gene Ontology annotation, molecular function: chromatin insulator sequence binding. Gene Ontology annotation, biological process: regulation of transcription by RNA polymerase II. The annotation marks the transcript as partial. Lineage: Eukaryota; Metazoa; Mollusca; Gastropoda; Lottiidae. The record is from RefSeq and is a predicted model, not a curated record. Gene Ontology annotation, cellular component: chromosome. The transcript has a single exon.